Molecule: messenger RNA, 980 nt
Organism: Helianthus annuus (common sunflower)
Lineage: Eukaryota; Viridiplantae; Streptophyta; Magnoliopsida; Asterales; Asteraceae
Product: DNA-directed RNA polymerases II and IV subunit 5A
Exons: 5
Coding region: 161-781 (206 amino acids)
Biological process (GO): DNA-templated transcription
Cellular component (GO): RNA polymerase III complex; RNA polymerase I complex; RNA polymerase II, core complex
Molecular function (GO): DNA-directed RNA polymerase activity; DNA binding
Source: RefSeq, a predicted model, not a curated record
CAUUCGUUCUUCGCAACUAUAAAGAAGCAGAUAUAUUAUACAUUCGUCAUCAACAAGUUGGUGCGAACAGCUGAUCCACCAUCGUCACUCAUUUCGCUACCACCUGCACAUCCGCUCGUAAUUUUGUUAAACACUAAUUAGGUGAAGAGACCAUACGAGGAUGGCAUUAUCAGAAGAAGAAAUCAGGCGCUUAUUUAGGAUCAGGAGAACCGUUAUGCAGAUGCUGAGAGACAGAGGCUAUUUGGUUGGUGAGUUUGAAAUCAAUAUGGACAUGAAUGAACUGUUAAGGAAAUAUGGAGAGAACAUGAAAAGAGAAGAUCUCCUUAUCAGCAAGGCCAAGACAAAUGAUAGCUCUGAUCAGAUCUAUGUCUUCUUCCCUGAGGAACCAAAGGUUGGUGUUAAAACCUUGAAGACUUACACUGAACGUAUGAAAUCAGAAAAUGUUUUUCGAGCAGUUCUGGUUGUUCGAGAAAAUUUGACGCCUUUUGCUCGAACCUGCAUGAGUGAGAUUGCUACAAAGUUCCAUUUGGAAGUGUUUCAGGAAGCUGAGCUGUUGGUGAAUGUUAAAGAUCAUGUUUUAGUUCCUGAGCACCAAGUGCUUACAACCGAAGAAAAGAAAACUUUGCUCGAAAGAUACACUGUCAAAGAAACACAGCUACCUAGGAUUCAGGUGUGUGAUCCGAUCGCGCGUUACUAUGGGCUAAAGCGCGGCCAGGUUAUGAAAAUUAUCAGACCAAGUGAGACAGCCGGCCGUUAUGUCACCUAUCGAUAUGUAGUUUGAGGUUUAUCUGUUAAUUACAGUUAUUAAGCUCCUACCUGAAGAGUAAGAAUAUGAUAUAUAUAUCUUACCAUGUUUUUGUUGUUCCUAAUGUUUAAAAAGACGCCAAAUAGAAUAGCUAUGCUAUGGGUGAGACUCCUAACGGGUACUUUUAUUUCUUUGUAUAUGUAAAGAGGUAAAACCCAAUUUUUUUUGUGGAUUU